AUGUAUUGGGUUCCCGUAUACCUGAAAAAUACAUUUUGGGCUGGGAUGAGCACAACUCAGAGGAGUGAGAGCAUGAAUGCCUUUUUUGAUGGAUAUGUACAUUCAAGGACUACGUUGAAAGAAUUCGUUGAUCAAUUCAACAAUGCACUGAGGAAGAAAGUAGAGAAUGAGAUGGCAGCGGAUUUCCACUCAUUCAAUUGCACAGUCCCUUGUAUAUCUCAUUUACCCGUGGAGAAAAAAUUACAACCUGUGUACACGAAUUCUAAAUUUAAAGAAGUGGAGUCAGAAGUAAUGGGGAUUAUCUACUCUCAUUGUGUUGUCAUAAAAACAGAAGGGGCAAUUACCACGUAUCAAGUUAAUGACCAAAGGGUAGUUGAAGACGGCAUCAAGAAGUCAACUUUGCAGGCGUACUUCAAUGAAGAUGAGUGUGAGGCCAAGUGCAUGUGUGGACUAUUUGAGAUGAGAGGGAUUAUAUGUAGGCACAUUCUUUCAAUUUUUGCCGCAAGGGAUGUCCAAGUGUUUCCAGAAAAGUACAUUAUGGAGAGGUGGAGGAAGGACAUUAAACGUAGAUAUGGUCUCAUUCGAAGUAGUUACGAUGACUUGAGUGGUAAACCAGCUGCUAGUCGAUACUCUGGUUUGAUAAAAUUAUGUUACCAAGUAACUACAAAUGCAUGUGAAAACGAAGAUAAUUCUCUGGACAUGACACAGAAGUUGAAGGCAAUGAAUGACAUUUACACUAAAUCGAAGCCCCAGGCCACAGUUGCAAGCACUCAUGCUUCCAUUGAUGCCGAAACUGGAAGUUCGAAGAAAGUGUUGAGCCCUCGUGUUGUCAGAGGCAAGGGCAGGCCCCCAUCAAAGAGGAGACAACCUACAAUAGAGAAGUUACAAACCAAAAAUAAAAAAGCUAGUGGCAAGCGACAAAGAAAGAAUCCCCAAUCACGGAUGGAAGACGUAUUAAACCCCACAGAAUCGGUAAUAUUGCACGACACACCAGAAGCUGUUGUUUCGCAGUUGCCUGGUACACAACAAAGUGUUAUUUCUCAGGUGAACUUCGCAUGCCCUGGCUCUCUCGAUGAUUGA
Molecule: messenger RNA, 1080 nt
Organism: Juglans regia (Persian walnut)
Lineage: Eukaryota; Viridiplantae; Streptophyta; Magnoliopsida; Fagales; Juglandaceae
Product: protein FAR-RED IMPAIRED RESPONSE 1-like
Exons: 3
Coding region: 1-1080 (359 amino acids)
Molecular function (GO): zinc ion binding
Source: RefSeq, a predicted model, not a curated record